Cylindrotheca closterium is the source of this 2259-nucleotide messenger RNA. NCBI's taxonomy places the organism in Eukaryota, Bacillariophyta, Bacillariophyceae, Bacillariales, Bacillariaceae. The record is from the annotation of a GenBank genome assembly.
AUGAAACUUCUGUUGUCUUUGAUUCUUGCGUUUGAGCUGUCAGUCACACUAUGCUUUCAGCCAUUGUCAUUUCGCAAUGCACUCGAUAGAAGCAAAUACAGAGAUAACACGAGGUCAUGGUUGUUUCCAAUGAACUUUGAAGGGCCUGAUGGGUCUACGAAGAGUCGUGUCACAACUGAGGACGUGGAACGAAAAGGAGCGGAACAAGAGCAGAAGGACAGUGACAUAUCAGCAUUUUUUCAAAGUUUAGGUCAAUGGCCAUUAUAUCCUUCAUCUGCCGAGACUUCAGCAGAAGGGAAGAAAACUGCGCUCGAAAAGAAGGCACAACAGCAGAAAGGGAAUACAUAUCCCAGGCGACUCUCCGGCGAUAGCAAUCCGCUGAGCAACCUGGUCAAGCUGGAAGUUAUUCUGGAUCUAGCUGAUGGUGUGAAAUUGAACGAGACAGAGCAGUAUUUCUCCUCCGUCAUUUCCGUCGCCGACCAGCUCUUUAAGGCUUCCAAAGCCACUGCUGGAAUUGAAGGUUCAUUGAAUAUUUCCUCCAGCAAUGCCAUUCGUGUGGGAGACCUGUUGCAGCGUGACAAAUGGGCAGAUCCGAUUCAAUCAUUGACCUCCUUAUUUGAAAGCUCCACUGUCGAUGAGGUACUUGCCAAGACUCCUACGAUAGAAGGGGGGUCUAUACUCUCCGACACCCGAUCCGCACGCAUUGGCCUUACAGCAGAAGCCAUGCUCCGGGUGGCUACAUCCAGGCUGGAAAUGAUAUUGAAUGAAGCCUCAAAGGGGCUUGCGCCGAAUGUAGCCAAUGAUCUAGUACUGCGUGCAGUCAAAGUCUUUGCGAAUGGAACCACCAGCGUGGAACAACUUGCCAAUGAAAUUGUUUCAGUUGCUCGAAAAACGGCCAAGACACAAGGUUUGGAUGUCGAAUAUGCUACUGACCGUGCCAAAGAUGCAACCAAAGGGGUUUCCAAGAUUGUCAAUGUCGCCAAUCGGGUCUUUGCAUCCGGUUAUGCCUACGGAUGUAGUACAGGAGUGGCAGGAAAGCCAUACAACACGGCAAACUUGGAGACGGGAGACCUACCUCUUUUUGCCGAUUUUGAUACUGCUGGCAGAAUUGAACAGUUUCAAUACGAAAGCGUUGUAGCCACUGGUGGUGUGAUGGGUAUCUUAUCGGGAGCAAUCUACGAGGAUACGAUUAAACGUGUCCUCAAAGUUGGGCAUUCGUUGGUUGCAAAUGGAACAACUGCGGAUGUCGCGUGGAUUGUUACUGACUCGAUCCAACCUUCAUCCAUGUUCAAAGACCCACUUGCGGCCACAUCGGGCGAAGCCAGCGACGAUGUUGUCUUUGUACGAUCUAUUACACUUCGUGGAUUUGAUGCGUCGGAUGACUCCGUCGAUCGAGAACGGCUGCUGAAUAAUAUUCUUCGGGCAAAAGGGACACAAAUCGACGAUGCUGUGCCAGAAGUGUUGUUUCACUCUGGUUUGUUAGGACUUGCAUCGGAGAUUUAUCAUGAAGUCAAGAAGUACAUUGAUUGGGCAUCUCCAAACCACAAGAUCGUAUUAAAUGGACAUUCAAUAGGUGGUUCGCUGUCAGUGCUACUAUUAUUCCUAAUUACGAUGGACAAAGGAGUGGACUUCGCGAAGGACCGAAUAUUGCGUGUAUUUUCCUUUGGUAGUCCACCGAUUGCAAGAUUAUCGAAUCCCCAUGCACAGGGCAAUGACAACGCUUGCCCAAUAUUAGCUUCUUUUGACCUUCCAACAGACAUUGUUUACGGCUAUGUUCAACCUUACGACCCAAUCGUUCGGUUGUUUACACCCCACGACCCCCUGUACCCAUUGGUCGACGACUUGGGCCCAGAUGAGAUCACACUGUACUCUUCGGGUCCUGUGCGCAGUCUACGGCCCAUCGCUCGAGCCUUGUUCACAGCAUGGGAAGGCUGGCCAGAGUUUAGGGAAUCAUGGAAGGGGGCUAACCAGCAAUAUCACAGUGUCGGAGUCCAGCACAUAUUAAUGCCAGAACCACUGCGGUACCUGAACGAUCGAUUCUUUGCAACCAAUAUGGGGGUACCAGAUGUUGACGCAAUCGUCCAAAUAUCUUCUAAGGAGCUGUUGCCAGCUCUGAUCAAGAUCUUCCCAUUGGACGUCUUUCAAAUUAGUUUGGUCCCACAAGCCACAAGAAGUUUCCUUCAUCAUUUCUACCCUGCAUACGACUCUACCAUGGAAAACUAUGCCACGAAGGUGGAGAAAGAAAUGGAGGAAAAGUAG